CGGUGGCUUGGGGCCCCUCCCCCAGAAGAUGGCGAGUCCGUGCGGGCGGCAGGAGUGCUCCAUCGAGAGGCGCGGCUUCCGCCACCAGCUCGACUCGUGGCGACAUCGGCUGCUGCGCUGUGUGGGAUUUGAAAGUAUUCUAGAAGGGCUGUUUGGACCUGAAUUAUUAAAAGAUCUGAGUUUAUUUAAAGACUUUGAGCCUGAAGGUGUCUCUGAUUGGUCUUUCGAUGAAAAUUGUCUUUUCUGCUGUUUGAGAAGAGAGAAAGUAAAGGAACACUUAGUCAGUCUGGAUGAGCCAGCUUUGGAAGUUGGGCACCAAGUUCUACAUAGACAAGAGCAAACAAAGAUCAUUCGGUUUGAGAGGCAAGCGGAAGAAUUCCUCCAUGCAGUCUUUUAUCAGAAAGACAGUCCUAGGGUCUCUGACCCCAACAUUCCCCUAGUGGCCCGCAAGAUCAUGCAGCGGAUGAUCCGGCAAUUUGCUGCAGAAUAUACCUCAAAAACUAGCUCUACUCAGGAUUCCAGCUCGCCCAAUAGCACAAAGAACCAAAGCCUGCUGAAAGCAUCUCCGGUUGCCUCAUCCUCUGCGGGUGCAACAGCUCAGAACCCUGUGCUCAGCAAACUUCUCAUGGCUGACCAGGACUCACCCUUGGACCUCACUGUCAGAAAGUCUCAAUUGGAUCCUAGCGAACAAGACGGAGUGCUUGAUCUGUCCACUAAGAAAAGCCCUUGUGCAGGCAGCGCCUCCUUGAGCCAUUCACCUGGCUGCUCCACUGCUCCUGGGAAUGGGCGACCUGGGAGACCCAGCCAGCACCAUGCAGAGGGACUUCGGAGUGGUGAUGGGGUGCCCUCGAGAAGUUGGCAGGAUGGAACGAGGGAAGGGUCUGGCCACUCCACAUCUCUCAAAGUUCCAUUGGCUCGAUCACUGCAGAUAAGCGAAGAACUGCUGAGCAGAAACCAGCAUGCUACAGCUGCCAGCCACGGGCCAUCUGGGUUGCAGAAUCACGGACAGCACAUGAUACUUUCCAGGGAGGCUUCUUGGGCAAAACCACACUACGAAUUCAACUUCACCCGAAUGAAAUUCAGGGGAAAUGGUGCACUCAGCAACAUCAGUGACCUUCCUUUUCUUACAGAAAACUCAGCCUUUCAAAAAAUGGCACUUCAAACUAAACAGGAUGUGAAAAAGGACAUGAGCCAUUCAACUCCUGUGGAUUUAAAGAUACCACAAGUUCGAGGCAUGGACCUUUCGUGGGAGUCCCGUUCUGGUGACCAGUAUAGCUACGGCUCUUUGGUGAUGGGUUCACAAACGGAGAGCGCGCUUAGUAAAAAGUUAAGGGCUAUCCUUCCGAAACAAAACAGAAGGAGCUUGCUGGAUCCUGGACCAGAUUCCUGGGGCUCAGAUGCUGAGCAAUCUACCUCUGGACAGCCAUAUCCCACCUCUGAUCAGGAGGGAGAUCCUGGCUCUAAGCAACCUCGGAAAAAAAGAGGCAGAUACAGACAGUACAACAGUGAAAUAUUGGAGGAAGCAAUUUCUGUGGUGAUGAGUGGGAAAAUGAGCGUUUCCAAAGCUCAAAGUAUUUAUGGGAUUCCCCAUAGCACCCUGGAGUAUAAAGUGAAAGAGAGGCUGGGCACUUUGAAAAACCCUCCAAAGAAAAAAAUGAAAUUAAUGCGGUCGGAGGGACAGGAUGUCUCUGUAAAGCUUGAGAUAGAACCCCAGGGAGAGGCAGCACAGAGUGCAAAUGAGUCAAAGGAUGAUUAGGGAUGUUGUUAGAGUGCCAAUUACAUAAUAAACUGGGUGAGCACUAUGGCAUUGUUCAACUCCCACUUUAUGUACCUGAUUCCUCUUCAGUCACUGGGUGCAGGACAUGCUCCUUUGCAGUUCAGCAGAGACUUACGUGGACACAGGGGAAAGGGUGCUCUGAAUGUUGCAUAUUUGUAAAUUUUCUGGCCCAAAAUGGCUUAGAGCCCUUUUUUGUGUUCUGUUCUGUUUUUGUUUUUGGCCUUUGCAUGUUUCUCUAAUAUUUUAUAGAGAAUUGAGUUACCUCACAAAAAUGCAGACAUGGAAGUGGACUGCUUGCCUCUUGAGCCUGCAUGGACUUUCAGUUAUUUUAUGGGGUUUGCUUUUUUCACAUGGCCUUUUAUUUAAAAAAAAAUCACUCUCUUGAACUCUAGAACCAGACUUUUAAAACAAGAACUGGAUCUUUGCUUUAUAACAAGUUUUUCACAAUAUUAUUCUUGGAUCCAGUUGGCUUGAAAGAAAGCUUAAACCUCUUGAAAAUAGUAGCUGGUUUUGAAUUUAGAGAUUGGUGGUUGAGGUUUAGUCAGUUCAGUCUAAUUGGAAUAAUUUUGUUUUACAUUCAGCUACUUUAUUAUUUGCAGUCUGCUUAGUGCUCACCCGGCGGGGUGGGUGGGAAUGGGAUGGGGGAGCUUUACAUACACUACCUUCAGAAUGAUUGGGUUAAUUUCUUUGGAACACUACCUUCACUGUAAUUGUUUGCUUUUUUUUAUGAAGGUGAGAGUUGAACUCACCUGCUUGAGGAUGUAGCCUUAUCUCAACAAACUCCUUGUAUUCAGGAGCAUCAGGGUACACUGAAUUAUAUACUGGGGUAUUCCUCACUUUAACAAAAUACAGCUUUUCUUUUACAACCUACAUACUUUCAACAGACUGAAUUCAGAGUUUGCUAAACAGUGCAUUUCCAACAGCUUUUUUAAAAAACCUCUUCGGGGUGGUGGUGGUGGUGGUGGUUCAGGAAUAUAUAUAACGGCUUACUGUACUUUUGGACAAAAACAGUCAAAAUCCUCAUAUAACCCACUAAUCUCUAAACAUUACAACCUCAAUAGCUUGCCUAACUAGUCAUGUAAAUGAAGGAUCUAUAUUAAUGUUCAGGGAAGAAAUUUUUACGAAUCUUAGUAAAAUCCACGAUCAGGCCAUUCUGAUCUGGCUUAGGCUGAGCAUAACACUGUCAGGGUUGAACACCCAAUGGGUGUUUCCUUUUUAAAUACUGAAGUUGCCAGUAGCAGGAAAUGUUCUUGCAUAUUUUGAUUUUUUUUUGUUUUCUUUUAUCCAUUGUUGAUUUAAUAGUUAGCUCACAUUCAUGUAGGAGACACCACUAGCACUCCUAAGUCCUUUUUUAGUUACCAUGGCAUCUGAUCAUUCUUUUGUUUUAAGCUUUAAUAAAGCUUUCUGGACUUGCAGCUUCACUAAAUCAUACUCACUGGUUCUUCAGGUUAGAGAGAUGUUUUGAUCUUACCUCUGCAAAUGACUGAUAGAACACCACUCUCCUGCUUUGCACAACCAAAUGAGGCAGUGGAACUGGUAUGUGAGAUGACAUUGAGCACUCUUCUUGUUUUGGUAUCUUAUGUUAAUGACUGAAAGUAAAUGCUAAGAUUCAUGGGAAGAAAGGCCUAGAUAGCCCCAGGGCUGCUGCUUAAAUUUGGGGACAGUUAAUUGAGUUGGCCUUCUUGAUUGGAUGAUUGAAUACAUUGAGUUGCUGGAAAGCAAAGGUUAGGCACACCAUUGCUGUCAUGUUAAAUAUGCACUUCUCAUUCUUGAGAGAGACUGGGCUUUUGUCCAGAUAUGCUUUGUACUACUGUUCUUAGACCUUUUUGUUUUGUUAGCUUAAUGCAUUUCCAUACUCAAAAAGCAGAGUUCCUGUAGCUAUCUAGUUGUCAUCCCAGUUCAGAAACCUGUUUGAAUCUCCAUAGUGGUAUAGAAACUCUGCAAUAUAAUCCAGUUCCACUGGAAAUUGCAAUAAAAUGCACUCUUUUAAAUGUGUGGUUUCAUCUGCUAUUGAAAGUGUGGGAGAAGGUUUGCUGCAAGCUAGAAGUGUAACACUUGCAUAGAUUUUUACUUUCAGAGGUUUAACCUUUUGUGGCUGUUUUUAUUUAAGUGAUGUAUGAGUUGAGUUCUGUAAAACCCUAUCAUAGUGUAUGUGACGUGCUCAUUUUACUUACACAAAUAUUUUCUAUGUUAUCAUUAAGUGGAUGACAAUCGUGCAGCAGAAAAAUGGUGUGCCUACCCUUUAAUGCUGCAGUUUAGAAAGAGAACUAAUUGUAUGUCAUUUCAGACCAUACUUUGAGAACUGUAAAUAGAUAGUGAUAGUUGCAUACUUUUAUUGUUUUGGUUAGGAAAAGAAUUAAACAACCAAACACUUAAUUUUCUCAGAUUAAAAGUCCUGGGACCUGACGAUUGUAAGAUUCUUGUCUGCAAAGCUUUUAAAUAUAACACAUAAUAUCUGUGAUCACUUCCUAUUCAGGUUUUAAACAAAAAAACACCCAGAAGCUUUGAAACAACCAUAUUUCCUCAAAGGUCUCUGUUUUUUUACAAAAGGAAAAAGUAGGUUAUUUUUAAAGCACUAAUUGCAUUACCUUGGUAAAUGCAAUAUAAAAUAGCCAUUAUUGUUUUGUGAAGCAUGGUUAAAAUUAGUUAGUUGUCCCUUUCUAAAAUUUCAGAAGCCUCUCAAAAAUAAACAAAAAAGCUGCUGAAUAUUCAAAAAGAUAUAAAUAUAUAUUUUAUUGUAGGUUUUGUAAAGUUAGUCUGUAAUAUUCAGGUGCACCUUUUUAAUGUUAAACUUUUUUUAAUGAUUUCAUCUCAACUGUUUUCUCCAAGGUGGCUCAUCCUUUAGCUGUAUCUCAGUCAAGAUCCCUAAGUGACCCACUUAAGUCAGACUGCUCUGACAGGCCCCUUUGGUGUAGCUUUGAGUAGUGUUUGAGAGCAUCUUGCCUAUAGAAGAAAUGGAAUCAGUAUUUAUCCAUUAGCAUGCUUAAUUUUCUGCUAACCAGACGUUUGCAUGGCCAAAAUCCCCAACUGACCAUAGUUGGAUAUGGAAAGAUGUGGUUUGCUGCUGUCUUUGUAAGAGAAGCCUUGUUUUCUCCUAUUUCCAGUAAAUUGAUACUUAUAUUGACAUGUGGAAGAGAUAGGCUUUAGGCCUGGUUUUCCCUGCUGUUUUUGAGGUAUGUUAGGAGGGCAUAGCUAAAUGUAAUGCUCCAGAGAUAGUGUUGUUUGUAGGAGAAACAUCCAGGCAUUUUGAUCACAUGCAUCAAACCUAAAACCAGAAUUGGAUAGAAUUAUGGCAUAUCUAUGGUGGUGUUGCUUGUGUCUGGAUGACAAAAAGAAACUGUGAACAUUUUUUGUGGCAACUUUGGCUUCUACAGAUGAGGUCUCAUGAAGGAUAGUUUUCCCUCUGCUCCCAGCCCAGAAGACUAAUGUUAGAGUGUGUGUAUGUAACGUUUAAAAUCAAGUUCACUAUUGUUCUGGAAUAUAAAUGUUGCUUGGUGACCUUUUGCUGCAGCAGGUUAUACAGAAGAAUAAGGCUUAGUGUUGUAGGGGUACAAGUGUGGAGUUAAUUAUUGUACAGUUCUGUGGAGAGAGCUCAGUGUGUAGAAUAUGUAUCAGUUUUUUUUACUUGGACUUGUAAAAUAUAAAAGUUCUUUCCUGACAAUUCUGGAGAUGUGAUGGACUAUUACCUCUCUGUCAGCCAUUCUGAAACCUCAUUUCCUGUGUCCUAGGCCUUUUCCUUUUCACUAUAGCUAUCAGGAAUGGAAGUUAGAGGGUUUGAGCUCUUGGCCUUGCUUUGUAAUAACCCCCCUUCAAGUUCACCAGUUUAUUAAAUUAGUUGAAGAAUAGUUCCCCCAGAAGCACUUAAAAUUCUGUUCAUGCAGUAGCCCUGUGCACCAAGAAUAUGUCCUUGCUUCUGGCUGGUUCCAGAACUGUUCAAUACUGCUUGCUGCUCUGUCUCCAAAAUAAAGGUUUAGUCUGAAUGUUUUUUUGAAUAUUUUCUGAUGCACAUCUGGUAUUAGAAAGCUGUCAUUUUAAGUAAGUCCUUCGAAGUUCACUAGUUUAUUAAAAUAACGUGAGAAUAGUUGCCUCAGACCCACUUAAGAUUCUGUUCUUGAAUUAAUCCCUAGUCUGCCCUUGCUUUCCUAUACAUAUUGGCUGGUGCCUCUGAUAUCGGAUGGAAUGAUCAAUAUGUCAGUAAGCCAGUUAACAGUCCAGAAGUGAGGGGGGGAACAGACUUUUUUGUGUGAUUCAAAACCAUCAGGAUUUAAUGAAUUUAAGAUUAAAUUAGGUAUUUUAGUAUUUAUGAGGCAAAAAAGACAUGGCACUUCAGUGGGUUCAGGAAGAAUACUUAGCAUUCCCCUUUCUUUUUGGAAGCACUUUGCUAGAAAUCUAAAAUGGUAAUUUUAGUCUGACCCCUUCAGUCCAUUGGUGGGGCAAUUCAGCUGCUAGCCAAGACUGCCUGAAGGACUCAGGCAGCCUUCAAAAGAGACAUUAUAUCAAAAAUAAUUGUAUUCUUAUGUUUUAGGUGCAUAAAUGAGGUCUUUUGUAGGACGUUCUAGGAUGCCCGUGCCUUGAUGGGCAUAAGGCAUCACUUUUUCCCACACUGUAAUUUCAGAAACUGGUUUUUCUAAAGAUGUUUUUACUAAUCUCACCUUGCUUGCUGCCUGUGAGUUACAUUUUCUACAGAUGGCUUACAAUAUGUUGCUUGUCUAACCAACUGUUUUCAAGCUUCAGUUUAAAAUCAUAGAAGAAUAAUGGAGUUGGAAGGAAUCCUCACAAGCUCCUUCACAAACAUACUUUCCUUGUAGUCUUCACCCAUGAUAAAUAGUUUACAGUAAAGGUGGUAAUUGAAAUGCUUUUUAGCUCUGCAGAGUUACUUUGUGAUUUUACCUGUUUAGUGGAACAAAACUACUGAGUGGUGAUAAGUGAAAAGUUUGCAUAUUAAUGGCUGAAUUGUUUUGCCAUGCUGUAUGCCACACUGGCUUGUGUAGCAAACAUAGAACAGAAACUGGUUCAGCCAGUGGUGGAGAUUCUAAUGCACUAGAGACAGAGAAGAGACUUAUUUUCUGUUCAUCCUCUCAACAGCUUGCAUCUUUGUAUUAGGACCAGAAGAGGCAAUGUGGAUUAUACAGUAGAGGGUAUAUAGGCUCUCUAACACCAUAGCUUGUAUUGGCAGAGAAGAAGUGGGAAAGGAGUAGCAGGCUGGCCAGGGAGGAAGGCUGAGCAUGAAGUAAUCUUCAAGGGCUUGGACAAGGGAAAGGUGUGGAGUUUGAGAUAUGUGGCCUCUGGCAAUGUAUCUUUGAAAUGUAGAAUUUCAGGUAUAUUUUUGGUAAUUAUAUCACAGAUACCAACUCAUGAGUUGAAAUUUGCUAAAGCGAAUAAACUUCCUGCAAAAUUUUAAAAUUAUACAAUGACAGAUGAAUUAGAAGUCACAGGUAUUUAUAACUUAACUUUUUAGUCAUUGCUGAUACUCUGUAGCCUUCUAAAUAAUCCAUAGAUAACACUCAAGAUACCACAGAAGGAAGCUCUUAUCUACUACAGCAUCUUCCCCUGGCACGAUACUGGGAUUUCAUUUAGGCAAAUUUGUAUAUUAAUAGCAUAUUCAGUCCUCCAGAAUUAUCUGUACUUGGAUAAUGUCCUUUCCUUGUAACAUUCUCAAGAAAGUAAUAGCCUGAUCACAGAAAUUAUUUUUAUUGGUAUGUUUUUGAAUUAUAAGAAAAUUUGAGUUUCUUCAUUGUAGAUAAAGUAUACUCAUUAUGAGUUAUUCAUGAGAAGAAAAUUUUACUGAGUCACGUAGCUUAUGAAAAUCUGAUUCAAAUAUUCCCCCUCCACUCCAAAACUACAGACAUGACUCUUCAGCUUCUCAUGUACCUCACAUUUGGUGCUAUACAUCAGAACUGUAUAGGCUUGAUAGGAAAAUGUACAAGAAUAAUCACAGACCAUUAACAUGCUUGAUUGACCUUUUUAUAAUUAAAAGACAAACACAGAAAAGGGACCUUCAGCACUUUUAUUGUUACAGCUCAAGUCUUACUUUAUCUGGUCUUCAGAGUCCAAGGUACUGUAGAAAUUUUAGUUCACAGAAGAUUGAUUCCGUUUUAGGUCAGAUAAUUUCUUUUGAUGGUAAUCUUUUGAUCUGUCUUUAAGAAUACAUAAAUACAUUUUUUGUAAUGUUCAGGCAGCUUCUGGGCGUAUGCAUCUGAUACUUUAAAAUAAACAUUUCAGUAGACCAUUUCAGGGCUUGAAGAUUUGGGAUCUAAAUGGGGGAGGCUAGAUGAAGUUUCCCAAAUGAAGAGUAGUUUUAGACCAUUGUGUAGUGCUCAGUUUGAAAGUAUAUCAUUAGGGAAUGGGUAGGGAUUCUCUCUCUCCCUUUCGUCUUCAGGGAAUGAGCAGUAUUUAGAAUCUUUGGCUGAAAUUCAAGCCUUUUACCAUGUAAAUUUUAAUAUAAAUUUACUGACAAGCUUUUUACAUCAGAUGACUGAAAAUGGAUCUUAAUGUUUUAAGUUGUUGAACAGUAUAUUUCUUAAAUGAAGGGGGAAAAUAAAAAAACUAACUAGAUUAGUAUACCAGCAUUAGUGAUCUUAAGGGAUUUUAGUAUGUAAUAGGAAAGUCUGAUUUAAAAUCUAAUCUUGAAUUGCUAGUCUGUAAACUAGGUGCGUUCUGCAUUAGCAGGUGAAACUUGUUGAGAGAGGGUACGUGGCGGCUGUCACAUACCCUAGCAUCAGAAAAAAACAGAUUACAGACUGCAACCUCUCUUGAGUCCCAUUUGGUGGUUCUAUCCAUGGGAUUUUUGCUUACAGCAGCUUACUGCUGCUUAAACAUGUAUAAAUAUGUUUGAGUGUUUUGCUCAUAACUCUUUCUAACCUCCACUUGUUAAAUUGUCAAAUGUUGGUAUUUUAUCAGUCCGCAGUGUAAGUUAUAAACUAACGUGCUUAGGAUUUCAGCUUGUACACACACUGUUUGAAAACCCUCAGGGACAGUUUACACACUACCCUCACUCAAUUCAGGUACUUAUACACUAUUCUUAAACCUAGCAGUGACUUGUAUUUUGUUUUUGCUUUUCUUUUGAUGUGCUAAUAGCACGUCCUUGAUGAAUGUCAAUUUAAACUCAGUUCAGGUAUCCAGGUAUAACUCAGCCAAACCGAUUUUAAAGCUGCAUAUUACUCUCCAGCACGCAGUGCCUCAGACACGUAGUGGCAUUCUGUAUAUUCAGUUAAUACUACUGAGCAAGAUCGCAUGGGGGUUCCUGAUAAUUAUGUAUUGUAAGAAAUUUCUAUAUAUAGUAUGUGUAUUAUGCUAUAUACAUAUAUAUUAUAUAUGUAAUCUUAAACGUAUAUAUUUAAAAAUGCCACUACCAAGCCAGCACAGCUAAUGUCAAAUACAUUCCUUGCUGCUUCUGUAAAUGAAGCAGAGGCAGCUUCUCAGUAUGGCUGUGGUUUCUCCUUCAUCCCAGGUACUUCUAAACUUGAGCACUGGCCCUUGGAUGUCUGACCUCUACAUUCUAGUUAUGCAAUGUCUUUAGGAAUUCUGUGCACUGGCCACUGUGAUGGAAGCCAAUGGGCCAGAUUGGCUUGAAUUUAUUAGUAACCCUUCUGCCAAAGUUGGUAUUUUAUGGCAAGAGUGUAAACGUUUCAAAUAAUCAUCAGCAGCACAUGCAUUGUGAGAGUAGAUGAUCACUCUCACAUGACCCCUUCCAGGUGAUUAACCUCUUGUGCCAUGCACUAAUGCUGAAUGUGUUGGCAUUUUACACCUGUAGUGUUGGGUCUGUUUGCUGAUCACAAAAGAGUGUAACAUGUUAAAAUAAAGCUUGCUGCAUGUGCUGGCAUUAAUUGUGUUGUAACUGUGUGUCAGCAAUGCCCUUGCUUUAUUAUUUGAUGUUUUACACUUCAGAAAGUUAUAUUUAUGUAAAGUACAGAAAAAUGGCAUUUUUCACAGACCUCCAAAAGUACAAGUGUCAUGGAAACGUAAAACAGGAACCCCCUUUUUAAUCUAUGGACCUCAUUUCAAUAUACUGUUUACAGUUUGACGGAAUUGUAUAAUUUAAUAUUUCUCUUGUACUGUAGUUUGUAUUUAUUUACAGAUUUUUUUGUACUGUGUGAUUUGAACUUUUUUCGUUCCUUGCUAUGAUCAACAUUUUAUGUAGUAGAGCACUUAUGAUCACAAAAUUAAGGUUUUUGGUUUGAUUGCACUACAUUUAAUUUUUAAUGCAGAUCUGAUUUUUUUGACUGGACUUAAUAAGCUGUGUCUUAAUGUAUGUGAUAAGUACUUAUAAAUUUUUAAUUCAUGUGGUCCACUCUUUUUUUCUUUUCUUUUUUGCAUUGUAUGUCAAAAGCUCUGAUUCCCUUGUUGUGCAUGUGUUAAGGGUUUAACAGCCCUGUUGUAUUCUUUGGCCAUGUCAUUUUGGAAACACAUUCCCAGCUGUAAUGUGUAUGGUAGUUUUCACUGGAUGCUAGACUUUUCAGAACCACUAUUCUUCUAAUAAAUUUUGUUGUGAAAACUUGAA
Messenger RNA from Pogona vitticeps (central bearded dragon), 10277 nucleotides. It is a transcript of the gene LCOR, whose product is annotated as ligand dependent nuclear receptor corepressor. NCBI's taxonomy places the organism in Eukaryota, Metazoa, Chordata, Lepidosauria, Squamata, Agamidae. The record is from RefSeq and is a predicted model, not a curated record. Gene Ontology annotation, biological process: regulation of transcription by RNA polymerase II. Gene Ontology annotation, molecular function: DNA binding. Gene Ontology annotation, cellular component: nucleus.